GAAUGGCUUCAGGAGUUGGCAAUGUCCUACAAAGCUCAGAGAAGCUCCCUCUGUUCGGCAGCUGAGCUGCUCCAAUCCCCACAACAACUCUCUCUCUUUCUCUCUCUUCCCUUAUCCCUUCAGUCACCUACAAUUUCACCGCCUUUCCCUUCCAAUCCACUUCCUCCAAUGCCGAGAGCAGCGCAGGGGAAUUAGGGGAAGAUGCCGCUCGUCAGGGUGCAGGUCAAAAGCCAAUUCGGGCUUGGAAAGCCCCAUCUCUACAAGGAGGCCAAUAAUGAAGAUCCCAAAGCUGUGCUUGACGGUGUAGCCGUUGCUGGCCUCGUUGGGAUCUUGAGGCAGUUGGGUGAUCUUGCGGAAUUUGCGGGGGAGGUUUUUCAUGGCUUGCAGGAACAGGUGAUGGCAACAGCUUCCAGGAGCCGCAAUGUGAUGGCUCGUGUCAAACAUAUUGAAGCUGCCCUUCCUUCCCUAGAGAAGGCAAUACUAGCUCAAACAAGUCAUAUUCAUUUUGCUUACACAGCUGGUUCUGAGUGGCAUCCUCGUAUUCAAACAGACCAAAAUCACUUCAUCUAUCAUGAUUUGCCACGAUUUAUUAUGGAUUCCUAUGAAGAAUGUCGUGAUCCUCCGCAACUUCAUUUGCUCGACAAAUUUGAUACGGGGGGUCCUGGAUCUUGUUUAAAGCGUUAUUCAGAUCCAACAUUCUUCAGAAGAAUAUCAACCUCAGGAAAAGUAAGCUUGGAGAAGGUUCGAAGUGAUAAAAAGGCUCAAAAGAUCAAGAGAAAACGAUCGAUGAUGCGCAAUGGAGAAGUGACAUGUGGUGCAUCAAUUCCCAGUUUUAAUAGCAGCUUGCAGUUUAACUCCAUUUCCAAUGAAGUAGCUUCCUUUUCUCAAACUGCUACAGCUGAUAUGAGGAUGAAAUCAGAUGCUGGGGAGUCUUCAAAUUCUUUUGAUUCCGGAACUGGGUCACGAUAUACCGGAAGCGUUACGAAAUUAGAUUCUUCCUUGCCAACUAAAAAACAGGAAUUUAGGAAAUCUUCAAAUUCAAGCAUGAUGCAGUUUAAUGAUGCUGUUGAUUCAUUUGCCUCAGAUGAACAAAGUAGGAUGGUAGAUGAUAAAUUUCAAUUUGAACUAGAUGAUCCAAUUGAUUUGAGUUUCUGUUCUCAUGUAACAUGGGAUGAAAAGGCAGAAAUAAGGAAGCCCAGGAAUCAGCAAGAUAGUGUAGAAAAGAUAGAAAUGUUGCAGCCAAUAGGUCAACAGGAUGUUAGAGAAAUGGCUGAAAUUAUGCAGCCGAGAACCGGAAAGGAUGUCGAAGAAAUGGAAGAAAUUAUACAGCCAAGGUCCCAACAGGAUGUUAGAGAAAAGGAAGAAAUUGUGCAGCCAAGGACUCAAAAGAGAGUUAGAGAAAUAGCAGAAAUGUUGGAGAAAAAGUCCCGACGGGAUGUUACUGAAAUGACAGAAAUUGUGCAGCCAAGGACUGAAAAGGGUGUUAGAGAAAGGGCAGAAAUUGUGCAGCCAAGGUCCCAACAGGAUGUUAGAGAAAUGGUGGAACAUGUGCCGCCUAGGGCUCGAACGGAUGUCAGAGGAAUGGACGACAUUGUGCAGACAGGGUCCCAACAGGAUGGUACAGGAAUGAUAGAAAAUCUGCAGCCAAGGACUCAAAAGGGUGUCAGUGAAAUGGCAGACAUUGUGCAGCCCAGGACUCAACAGGAUGUUAGUAAAAUGGAGGAACUUGUGCAGCCCAGGACUCAACAGGAUGUUAGUAAAAUGGAGGAACUUGUGCAGCCCAGGACUCAACAGGAUGUUAGUAAAAUGGAGGAACUUGUGCAGCCAAGGACUCAACAGGGUGGCAUAGAAAAGCCAGAAAUGGUGGAGCCGGGUAGUCGACAGGGUGAUAGUGAAAAAGUGGAGAUAGGGGAGUCAAGGCGUCAACAGCAUGAUAAAGAUGAAGAAUAUAAUUUUCCUAUACCUGAAUCUACCGAUCCUCAGGAAAUGGAAGGCUUUUACCUCAGAAAUGAUGAACAAACGAGCACGCCUGCUAGUAAUGGCCACCUGCUAGAAUCCGUUAAUGACGGGAAUGUAAUCGAUGAAGUUGAAAGUGAAACGGAUAAUUAUAUGGAUGCCCUCAACACCAUUGAGUCAGAAUCUGAAAGUGACCUUGAUUGUCAGACGAAACGAGAAGUCGAGCCAUGCUCAUCCACUAUAAAGUGUGAAGUAGUAGAACCAGUGCAUGAUGUCCUUGAAUUGAGUUUGGAUCCUGAUAUUUCGAUUCUUAACCCGAGUAAUGAGCCUCAAACGUCCUUUGACAAAUGUAUGAUGUCCAGUCUGCCAAAUUUAGUUUCUUCAGAUAGUUUUUACCAUGAUCAAAGGCUCGAAAACGCCGUGAAGGAUUCUAACCUCGACGAUCCCCUAGUAACUAAUUUGCAUGACAAGGAAAGUUCCAUAUCAGAAUCUGAUAUCAGUGACUCCUUCCCUCCUGACUCCACUUCUAGUUUCGAGGAUCAGUCAGGAAUUAAAUUAUUGAACACGGUGCACGAAUCACAUGAAUCUGAAAAAGCUUCUUUCUCCAGCAAUCCGUUAGAUAAGUUCUGGACUAAUGGUGGCUUGCUUGGACUUCAGCCAUCAAAACCUCCUUCUUGGGCUGUUUCAAAUGCUUCUCGUGAGGACGCGAGUAAAGGCGAGAAACAUGGCCCUUCUCAUCAUGCGUUUUUGAUCAAUGGUAAUGCACAAGAAAUGAAAAUGGGUACUUUUCCCAAAGAUGCUAUUAACAAUGAGAAUGAUUCAACUUCUAAAAAGUCCUCAUUGCAUCACGAUGAUCAGAAAUACGAUACGUCUCGGAUAUUGUCAAGAGAUGAAAGUCUUGAUAUUAAUCAUUCAAGCAAUGGAUCUAGUUGUGUCCAUAUGAAUGAUAUGGAAAAAACCAUUAUGGAGAAAGAUGAAGAUUCCAGUCAGAAUUCUGGACUUGGCCAUCAAUUGCUUGUAAAUGGCUUUCAUAGAAAACUAACGCUAAUACAAGACGAAAGAUUUGAGACUACGUCUGGUCCAGAUUCAUGUCCUCCUUCACCCCCACUUGAUCACAUGAAAAUCUCUUUCCAUCCUGUUUCUGGUUUUGAAAUUUCAAAAUUGAAAUUGAGAUUUCCCGACGACAGUGAAGGCCAAGGAAGCACGAACGACAUAUUUCCAUUGUUUCAGUUGGCUCCCGAGGAGUCUAUUUCUGGGCAUGAGAUUGGCUCUGAGUAUGAUGACGACGACACGUUCUGUAGAUCAUCUCCAUGUAUGUCAGAUGAUUGUCUUAGUGAUCGCUCCAAGUCGAAUUCUGACCUGUGGGAAUCAGACGACGUUUCAGAAAGCACGCGCAAGAAUUCGUAUGAUUUACACAUAUCACAGAUGGCAUCAUCAUUUGAGGGAAUCACAAAAAUUGGGACUACUGUGGACGGUGAAAGUGAAAAUUUGUACACUACGGAGGGCAUGGAUGAUUCGUUUUCGGGUCCGUUACUUGAUCUUCCAUGUUUUGACAUUGUGAACACUGUAAUGAGUGAAAGAAUUGAUGAUAUUGAUGCAAUGAAUCUUCUUAAGCCGCAAUGUUCAGAUAAUCCUGUUCCCGCUGUGCCUCCUCUUCCUCCUGCACAAUGGUGUGUAUCAAAAACAUCCUUGAAUGUGUCCGAAGACCUAAAGGAUUUAUCUGCUCGGUCGGAACAGGUGGAACCGAUUGUCUUGCAGCAGCAAAUAACUCAUGAGCCCAUUGCAACCAAGCUAAAUGACAAGAAGCCAGAACAAGUGAUGGUGGAUGGUAAAAAAGAACUAAACCGCAUCGGAAAUGGCCAAGUGAUGGAUGCGAGGGAAGAUUUUCUGCAACAAAUUAGAGAAAAAUCAUUCAACCUAAGACCUACAAUGACUGAGAAGGCCAGCACUACAGCAGGACCUGCUACCCAUGUCAAAGUCACAGCAAUUUUGGAGAAAGCCAACGCGAUUCGCCAGGCUGUUGGAAGUGACAACGGCGAAGAUGACGAUUCUUGGAGUGAUGCCUGAUUGUAGAUAUGAAACCUAUGUUUCCCAGAGACAACUCUCAUAAAGAUGCUAAUAGUUGCAUAUGUAAUAAAACUCAUGGUAUGUCUUGUGAAUAAGCUUCCUUUUUGACUUAUAUUCCCUUAGAGAACUUGUUAAUUCCUUGUAAGCAUUGAGAAUUACGUAUUAGGUGCUGGGAAAGAUAUGUUUCACCAUACUUGCAGGCUGCAGCAAGCAAUAGAGUGCAUAAAAGAAAGCCUGAAAAUGGUUGUAAAUUCGAUUCUUUUAGCUUUU
Cucurbita maxima (winter squash) is the source of this 4293-nucleotide messenger RNA. Its product is annotated as protein SCAR3-like. Lineage: Eukaryota; Viridiplantae; Streptophyta; Magnoliopsida; Cucurbitales; Cucurbitaceae. Gene Ontology annotation, molecular function: actin binding; Arp2/3 complex binding; protein kinase A regulatory subunit binding. The coding region runs from base 202 to 4023 and encodes 1273 amino acids. The record is from RefSeq and is a predicted model, not a curated record. Gene Ontology annotation, biological process: positive regulation of Arp2/3 complex-mediated actin nucleation; actin cytoskeleton organization. Gene Ontology annotation, cellular component: cytoskeleton. The transcript is spliced from 9 exons.